This is a messenger RNA of Acaulospora morrowiae, 578 nucleotides long. NCBI's taxonomy places the organism in Eukaryota, Fungi, Glomeromycota, Glomeromycetes, Diversisporales, Acaulosporaceae. The record is from the annotation of a GenBank genome assembly.
GAGAUGACCAAAUAAUACCACGCAACACAUCUCUCAAAACAAAUGCAUUCAACACCAAAGCAACAAAGGCAAAACAAUGGAAGCUAUUUCAAGAGAAUCUAGAUAAGGAAAUAGAAUUGCAAGAAGAUUUACACAACAUCACCCAUAUGUCAGUAGAAAGACUCUGGAACAUCACUUGGAAGAAAGCCAAUCCAAAAAAGAUCCCCACACACAAGCAAACAAAAUACCACUCACAACCACACAACAUUAACCGAAACAUUGGCUCGGUUUAUAACCUUGGGAAAAUUGUACAUCUAGCCAACAUAUACAUCAAAAGAAAGAGAAAGUCAAACACAGUGGUUAAAAAAAUCAACAAAAUGACAAAAUUCCUACAAAAACAAAACAUACCCAUAACAAACCUCCCCUUCCAGAAAAGCACCAAUCAAAAAACAAGAUGGCUGGAAGAAGUAAAAGACCUCUGGCAAGCAACGAAGAAGAUAACCAGUCAAGAACUACAAAGCAACAUCAACACCCAAAUCAAAGAAGCCUCUCAAAAAAAAGAAUGGACCAAUACUCAAAUCCAAAAAGAAAAUAAUUAA